AUGGUCAACAAAGUGAUGGCGGCCUUUGUGGCCGUUGACGGAUUGUUUGCGCUCAUGGGGGCUAUCAUGAUGGGCUUCUCCGUUGUCGUUCUUAAUACCUGUUUCAACCCACCGACGGAAGGCAACGAGGCAGCCCGAGAUCUCUUAUACCGGAGAUUUCCGCUCACAGCUGGUAUCGCCAAUGCUGCUUUCACGUUACUCAUCUUUCUGGUGACCGUUCCAGCGCUAGCAAAUAACGCUCGAGGACUGCUCAAGUUUGCGGGCUAUUUGGUGGCCGCCGAUGCGCUCUUUACUAUGAUCAUUGGUCUGGACCUUUGGAUCAUCACGCUCAAGACGCGGCAAGAGCUUUUUGAGAUAUGGGUUACUCAGGAUGCGAAUGUGCAGUCGCUCCUCCAAGGAACCUUUCAAUGCUGCGGUUACAACAACAGCACAUCACCAGCAUUCGUUACCGAUGUAACAUGUCCAAGUCCCGCCGCCGCCGCUCUUAUCAAGGGAUGCGCAGCGCCAUUGGGCUCAUUUUCUAACGUAUUCGUCGACAACAUCUUUACAGCUGUAUUCGGUAUGGUUGGUAUCGAUGUCGCCAUGGUCCUAGCCAUCGCUUGCCUUGUCAAGGAACGUAAGGAGAUGGAAAGAUUCCGAUACAUCGACGAGAAGAACGGUGUCAAAGGUGGCUUUUAA
Molecule: messenger RNA, 678 nt
Organism: Truncatella angustata
Lineage: Eukaryota; Fungi; Ascomycota; Sordariomycetes; Amphisphaeriales; Sporocadaceae
Product: tetraspanin
Exons: 3
Coding region: 1-678 (225 amino acids)
Cellular component (GO): membrane
Source: RefSeq, a predicted model, not a curated record